This is a messenger RNA of Scophthalmus maximus (turbot), 3316 nucleotides long. RefSeq names its product serine-rich adhesin for platelets. The coding region runs from base 384 to 2972 and encodes 862 amino acids. The transcript is spliced from 10 exons. Lineage: Eukaryota; Metazoa; Chordata; Actinopteri; Pleuronectiformes; Scophthalmidae. The record is from RefSeq and is a predicted model, not a curated record.
CGGAGAGCUGACGCGGCUGCGCGAACUGAGCGCCCGAGGGAGUGAAGGGGAGUGGAGCUGCGGGUGCUGGGCGCCAGAUUUGAAUUCAACAGGGGGCGUGGAAACGUGACGACGGCGAUCGAUGCAACUGACAGAUAUAUAAAUACUUCAAGAAACAGAUAGAACCAAAAGGAUCCCCAUAGAGAAAUUAUGCCGAGUUGAGGAGGGGGCACAGAAAGGCGAGGCUCUGUUGUCAGAUCUGUCAGUCUAGCCUAGCCUGGCCACUCCCACCUCUCACAGUGGAGGCAUUACAUACUGCUGGUGCCUGUGCUCUUAGCAACGGCGCCUCAGCAACAGAGCCACGGCAACAGAGAUCCACGGCAACAGCGUGCCGUGUCUCCCCAAUGGAGCUGCCAUUGGGCGGACCAGCGCUAAGGCACUACACCCAGAGCAGACCGAGACCUCAUCGACAAAAACUGAACUAUCGUCCCAGCAGACCACAGGAGACGAUCAUUGAGAGUGAACAUGAAGUCCUUGAGCUCAUGGGGCGAGUGGAUGAAGGAGUUGAAGAGUUCUUUACUAAGAGAGUGCUUCCAACUGAUAUACUGAAAAAACAGGAUGAGGAAUCUAUCACAGUGCACGAAGUGGCUCCUGCCAGCUCCGUCCCUUGCCCACCCCAGACGAAAACACUCAGGAGGAAGCUUGGUGAUUUCUUCACACUCAAAAAGAGAAGAGGUUUGAAAUCAGAGACGAGCCACGAGGGGCGUCCCAAAAAGGCCUCCAUUGCUGAUUUCAUUCGCCCACUCAGGGAAGUCGCCAAAGCCGAGAAAGAAAAAGAUAAAGACAGAGUGAAGGAACUCGACAAGGAAAAUGAAAAGGAGAAACCAAAAGAGCAUCCCAGUGCAGGUACCGGAGAGUCAGCUGUUCAGGAGACACCUGUUUCCGGUGCUCCUCGACAGCAGCUGAGAGUUGAAGCGGUGCCUCCCCGCCGAGCCCUCAGAGAGGGGAAGUCCCAAUCUCUCAUUUUGCUGUCUGGAUCAGCAGCAGCAGCAGGAUCUACUAAUGCCAGAAACACUGCAAAGAAACAAUUUGAAGGCCAGCAUAGCUUUGAACAGAAACUCCAUCUCAUGCUUCAACGUAUUGGAGUUUCCAAACCCCAGCCUGGAGAAACACAGAAUCAGGAGGGAGAGAUGAAAAAAGCAGAAUCUGAAGGUACUAUCAUUGACAGUAAACCUGAGCCACCCAUUUCUUUAUCAAAACCUCGAACAAUGUCUGCGUCUUCAGAUACAAGGCAUCAAAUUCGACCCAGUGUGUCAGCACAUGAGUCAGCUGGGAAACCUGCUUUGCUUCCAAAGCCAGUUAUCAAGCCAGGACCACCGCCCACAACAUCUGGCCGCAACACACCUGAGAAUGAGCUAGCCCAAAUACAAGAAGGGGAGACAAGCACGCCCACUAAACUCAGUCCAACUGCAGCUUUGUCUCUUCCUGCUGCUGCUGCCCUCACUUCUACCACUACUCCUACUGUACCGACAAUCUCAGAUUCAAUCCCUGACUCAACCACUUUUACAAUUUCCCCUUCAAGUACUGUAACUCCCUCUGACACAGAUAUAUGCACUGACUCUGUUGACACUACUACAGUAGCUACAACACCCACGAAUACUACAGAGCUUGACAGCAAAGCCUCUGAGGGUAGUGCAACUAUCACCAAACUACUCACUGCUACCAUCCCGACAACCCUUACAAGCACCACUACACCCACUGAGCCCACUAGCACUGUCUCAGUUACUUCCACUUCUUCUAAGUCCAUUCCUCUAAGCCCCUCUGUGACUUUCUACUCAACAACAAUAACUAUGCCUUCCAUAACCACGUUGGAAACCAUUUCUGCUCCCAGCAAUGAAAGUUCAGUUUCCCCAGCAUCACCAACUCUGUCACCUAAAUUGGCUUUGCCAAAUCAAAAUGGUAUUCUAGUCUCAGCUGAUGCUAUUCCUGCUGGUUGUGGUGAUGCAGCUAUUUCUGUCAACACCACAGCUUAUUCACCCUCCACCGGCAUAUCAAAUAUGCCAUCUGGCUUGUCCACCACCACAAAUUCAGUUACUGAAGCUAGCGAUGGCUCCACUUUGGUCACCUCCACUUGCUGUGUGACUUCAGUUUCAUUAGUCACUGAAACUACAUCUCCACCAUCAAACUUAAAUGAUACCAUUACAGCUACAGUUUCACCUGACGCCACCGUUACUGCUUCCUCUGCCCAGAUCUCUGCUGCCCCUCCUCCCACAAGCUCCUCCUCCUCCACCAUCACCACCUCUAGUAGUCCAACUCCCACUGACUGCAUGAACUCCAUCUCUGCUUCCAUCAUUACUCACCCAGCCAUUCCUAGCCCCACUGAUAUCCCUAUUCCCUCUACAUCUUCUAGUGAAACAACCCCCACAGACACCACAUCAACCACCACAACCACAUUAAACCAUGCAGAUACUACUUCCACCACCAGCUCAGCAACCACAGCUGCAGUUAGCUCCAGACUGUCGACUGACUUAGACCCAGCUAACACUAACAACGUCACCACUACCCCCAUAACCCCAACUAUCUCUGGCCUCCCCGUUACUGAUGGCUCAAGUGCUACUUCUCACCAUUUGACCAGUCCAGCUCACUCUAAUGAUAGUUCAGGCCAAGAUAACGAUCGACUGACAUCUACUGAAGAACAAUCCAGUGAAGAGCCUGCAGAGAAGGCCUUGGAUGAGGAGCUUGAGAUGGUUCAAAAGAGCAAGCAAACUGAGAUGAACGGGAUCAAGGGAGUUGUUGAUGGUGGGAAGAAGAAUGACAAACCAGAGCCUCUCAUUAGUGAAGAAACAAGAAAAGAAAUGCAGGAAGAAAGUGAGAAGGCUGAAGACGACACUAUGGCUGAACCGCCAUCAGGUAAAGAGAGUGAGUGGUGCAGUGAUGACGGAGUGGUUGAAGGUCAGAAACAAGAAGGAACUACGUCAGAGAGCGAGAAGUAAUUUUUUAAAAUUGCUAAAUACGGGACCAACUACUGUGACAGGGGGCAGUCGAUGCCACAGUAAAGAGAUGAGGGGAUGAUCCAUGGCACUUCCCACAGGGACCACCACAUCACAGCAGAACACCACAAAGGAUGGGCCAAUGGACCAAAGAACUGAGAUCUCCUUGGUGUGAUGUAAUCAACAAAUCCAGCAGUGUCUUUGUCCUUUUUUAUCUUCCGUUUGACUUUUUUUUGCAUUGCACGUAUGAUUAUGUACCUUGACAACUACUGUGGUAAAUUACACAAUGUUUACAAUAGAUGGAUAGGAGACAUAGAUAUGACUAUUAAAUGGAAUAUUGAAUUGAA